Messenger RNA from Peromyscus maniculatus bairdii (prairie deer mouse), 1131 nucleotides. Its product is annotated as olfactory receptor 2Y1B-like. Gene Ontology annotation, cellular component: membrane. NCBI's taxonomy places the organism in Eukaryota, Metazoa, Chordata, Mammalia, Rodentia, Cricetidae. Gene Ontology annotation, biological process: G protein-coupled receptor signaling pathway. Gene Ontology annotation, molecular function: olfactory receptor activity; G protein-coupled receptor activity. The record is from RefSeq and is a predicted model, not a curated record.
CAAGACCUUGAACCAGAGCUUUCCUAUCUGAAGAACAGAAUAGAAAGAAGACUGGAUCGAUGGGAUGGAAUAGCAAAUUAGAAGAUUACAUGCAUGAUUUUUGAGUACUUGUAGAAUACUGGAAGUCGUGUUUUAAUCCAUACUCAUUAUAGGAAAUAGUGAGUUGAGUUUUAGUAUUUGUGAAUUUGAAAGGCUAUGGGAAACUACAACUCUAGUUCACCAGAGAGUUUCAUUUUGGUGGGUUUCUCAGAUUGGCCUCAACUACAAGUCUUCCUUUUUGUCACUAUUUUGAUUUUCUACUCCCUGACUAUCUUUGGCAACACAACCAUCAUUGCUCUUGCAAGACUGGACCUUCGACUACACACUCCCAUGUACUUUUUCCUCUCCAAUCUCUCCUUCCUGGACCUCUGCUACACCACCAGCACUGUGCCCCAGCUCCUCAUCAACCUUCAUGGACUUGACAGGACCAUCAGCUAUGGUGGGUGUGUGGCCCAACUGUACAUAUUUCUUGCUCUGGGCUCCACUGAGUGUUUGAUCCUGGUGGUGAUGGCCUUUGACCGCUAUGCUGCCGUGUGCCGUCCACUGCACUACACGACCAUCAUGCACCCCCUUCUCUGCCAGGCAUUGGCGAUUAUCUCCUGGGUGGGAGGCCUCGUGAACUCUCUGAUCCAGAUAAGCCUCAUGGUGACCAUGCCCCUCUGUGGCCGUCGACUGAACCACUUCUUCUGUGAGAUGCCUGUGUUCCUCAAGUUGGCCUGUGAAGACACUGAAGGGACAGAGGCCAAGAUGUUUGUGGCCAGAGUGGUGAUUGUUGCAAUUCCAGCUGUGCUCAUCCUGGGCUCCUAUGCACAGAUUGCCAGGGCGGUGCUGAAGGUCAAGUCAACAGCUGGGCGCAGAAAGGCUUUUGGAACUUGUGGGUCCCAUCUCCUGGUGGUUUUUCUGUUUUAUGGUUCAGCCAUUUACACAUACUUACAGCCCAAGGGCAGCUAUUCAGAGAGUGAUGGAAAGUUUGUUGCCCUUUUUUAUACUAUCAUCACCCCCAUGCUCAACCCUCUGAUCUACACCCUGAGGAACAAGGAUGUGAAGGGGGCUCUGUGGAAGGUGCUAGGAAAAGGCACAGACUCCGGGUAA